AUGGCUUUCCGAUCCCUUACAUUGUUCGCCCUCUGUGGCGUCUCCCUUGCCGGACCGUCAGCACCACCACUUAGACCCGUCAGCACUCUGUUCGAAUUCCCCAACCCUUCCUACAUUGAGAACCUGGCCGUCCGAAGCAACGGCCAGAUUCUCAUCUCGGAUCUCAGCACCUCACAGCUCACCCUCUUCGACCCUUCAGCUUCGGGACCCAAGAAACCCGUCUUUGUGCACGACUUCACAGAGUCUCUUGGCCUUGCUGGCAUCGCAGAGUAUCAGCCAGACGUAUUCGCCGUCAUCACAGGCAAUACUUCCUUCACAAGUGACGUCCCCAGUGCUGGGACAUGGAUCGUUUGGAGCGUCGACUUGCGCGGUGUCGACAUCUCUUCAACGCACGGCCAAGUGGGACUACUUGCAUCGCCGCCUGCAGUGAAGAAGAUUGCGCAUGUUGAGGCCGCACAGUUCCUCAAUGGCAUUUCAGUUCUCUCGGAGCAAGACCAAACGCUCCUUGUCGGCGACGUCAACGGCGGCGUCAUCUGGAGGCUGGACAUCAAGACGGGACAUUACGAGGUCGCCAUCAACAACACUUACACCCAGCUCUACCCAGCGACGCCCUUUUCCGCGUCAGGAGUCGACGGUCUCCAUGUCCGCGAUGGCUUCGUCUACUUUACAAACUUUGGAAACGGCACCUUCAACAAGAUGCCCAUCAACCGGGACGGAACGCCAGCAGGGCCCGUCACGACGCUUGCCCAUAACCACGGGCCGCUUCACGAAUACGAUGACUUUACCUUUGACUGUGACGGGAACGCCUUUGUGGUUACGGGAGGCGAAAACACCAUUGAGAUGAUUUCCGCGGAUGGGAAGCGCCAGGUUGUCGUUGCUGGCAAUCUCAAUUCUACUGCGAUUGCGGAGCCGACGUCUUGUGCUUUUGGUCGUGGGCCGCACGACAAGAAUAUUCUCUAUGUUGUCACUGCAGGUGGAAUGGAGACGCCGGUGAAUGGGAAUGUUGUUAUAGGGGGACAGUUGGUUGCGGUAAACACAACAUCGAGGGGUUCGGCUUGCUAA
Messenger RNA from Trichoderma reesei QM6a, 1062 nucleotides. RefSeq lists its product as uncharacterized. The transcript has a single exon. The record is from RefSeq and is a predicted model, not a curated record. NCBI's taxonomy places the organism in Eukaryota, Fungi, Ascomycota, Sordariomycetes, Hypocreales, Hypocreaceae. Bases 1 to 1062 code for a protein of 353 amino acids.